Molecule: messenger RNA, 940 nt
Organism: Bufo bufo (common toad)
Lineage: Eukaryota; Metazoa; Chordata; Amphibia; Anura; Bufonidae
Gene: PRDX4
Product: peroxiredoxin 4
Exons: 7
Coding region: 65-865 (266 amino acids)
Biological process (GO): cellular response to stress; response to oxidative stress; cell redox homeostasis
Cellular component (GO): endoplasmic reticulum; cytosol
Molecular function (GO): thioredoxin peroxidase activity
Source: RefSeq, a predicted model, not a curated record
UCCCGCCUCCUCCGGAUCCCUGUCACGUCCCGGCAGUACGUGUCCUCCGCAGCUCCCGCUCAGGAUGGAGGCCCCGCUGUCCCGGCCCGCAGUCUUUCUGGCUCUCUGCAUUGCCUUGUCUCAGACACUGCCUGGCAUUUCUCAAGCCGCAGAAGACAAGGAGCAGGCCCGGUCCGGCAGAGCUGCUCAGGACGGAGAGUGUCACUUCUACGCUGGAGGGCAGGUGUACCCCGGGGAGGCCACCCGUGUGCCAGUGUCCGACCACUCACUGCACCUCAGCAAAGCUAAAAUUUCCAAGCCAGCUCCAUACUGGGAGGGAACUGCAGUCAUAAAUGGAGAAUUCAAAGAGCUGAAACUUACAGAUUACAAAGGAAAAUACUUGGUUUUCUUCUUCUACCCUCUUGAUUUCACUUUUGUCUGCCCGACUGAAAUAAUUGCAUUUGGGGACCGUAUAGAAGAAUUUAGGUCAAUAAAUACGGAAGUUGUAGCCUGCUCCGUGGACUCGCAAUUCACACACUUGGCAUGGAUUAAUACGCCACGGAAGCAAGGUGGGCUUGGGCCAAUGAAAAUUCCUCUCCUUUCUGACUUGACUCAUCAGAUCUCAAAAGACUAUGGUGUAUACUUGGAAGACCAAGGUCACACUCUCAGAGGACUUUUUAUAAUUGAUGACAAGGGAGUUCUUCGUCAGAUUACAAUGAAUGACCUUCCUGUUGGACGAUCUGUAGAUGAAACUCUUCGUCUUGUUCAAGCAUUCCAGUAUACAGACAAACAUGGUGAAGUUUGCCCUGCUGGGUGGAAGCCUGGUAGUGAGACUAUAAUUCCUGACCCAGCUGGAAAACUAAAAUAUUUUGACAAGCAACACUGAUGUUUGAAUAUGCAAGGAUCAGUACUUGUUAAAGCUGGUUGACUACCUUCAUUAAAAUUCUGUGAAUUUUGUUAC